AUGGCUGCCCUGGUGGAGCCGCUGGGGCUGGAGAGGGACGUGUCCCGGGCCGUGGAACUUCUCGAGCGGCUCCAGCGUAGCGGGGAACUGCCCCCGCAGAAGCUGCAGGCGCUCCAACGAGUCCUACAGAGCCGCUUCUGCUCCGCCAUCCGGGAGGUGUACGAGCAGCUCUAUGACACGCUGGACAUCACCGGCAGUGCUGAGAUCCGGGCUCACGCCACAGCCAAGGCCACGGUGGCUGCCUUCACGGCCAGCGAGGGCCAUGCCCAUCCCAGGGUAGUGGAGCUUCCCAAGACGGACGAGGGCCUGGGUUUCAACAUCAUGGGUGGCAAGGAACAGAACUCCCCCAUCUACAUUUCCCGAGUCAUCCCCGGGGGCGUGGCUGACCGCCACGGGGGCCUCAAGCGUGGGGACCAACUGCUGUCGGUGAAUGGCGUGAGCGUCGAGGGCGAACAGCAUGAGAAGGCCGUGGAGCUGCUGAAGGCGGCUCAGGGCUCCGUGAAGCUGGUGGUGCGUUACACACCCCGCGUGCUCGAGGAGAUGGAGGCCCGCUUCGAGAAGAUGCGCUCCGCCCGCCGGCGCCAGCAGCACCAGAGCUACUCGUGA
This is a messenger RNA of Orycteropus afer afer, 606 nucleotides long. RefSeq names its product lin-7 homolog B, crumbs cell polarity complex component (gene LIN7B). The record is from RefSeq and is a predicted model, not a curated record. The transcript has 5 exons. Lineage: Eukaryota; Metazoa; Chordata; Mammalia; Tubulidentata; Orycteropodidae. Gene Ontology annotation, biological process: protein localization to basolateral plasma membrane; neurotransmitter secretion; maintenance of epithelial cell apical/basal polarity. Gene Ontology annotation, cellular component: synapse; basolateral plasma membrane; cell-cell junction. The coding region runs from base 1 to 606 and encodes 201 amino acids. Gene Ontology annotation, molecular function: L27 domain binding.